CCUGCCCAGAUGAGAGGUGUUUGCACAUCACCCAUGCUUUAGGGGAAAGUACACUACAGCACUCCUCUUGGACAUCUGCUGAGAACUUUAAACAGGAACACAGUAGCUCACUUACACAAACACCAAGCCAACAUACAGGAAGCUUGACACAUUCUGAGGUUUGUCUACGGGCCAACCAGAAGCCGAGAGGUGGAGGCCACGCUCAUUCUUCAUUAUCAGUCCCAGGCGUCGUGCACUCACCAGUGUUUCUCACUCAUCUGUCACACUUGACCUGCACUGAGGCUGUCGGGUAUCAUGUCUCUAUCUGCCGAGUACAGCAGUGAUAAAACGGGUGACAGGGGUGGAGGAGGUGGAGUUGCUUUGGCCCAUCAGAGGAGACUGAUCCGGGGACUGCUUGUUUGGGCCACCCUGCUCACUCUAGGCUUGGGCACAUCAAUAACUCUCCACUUCAUCCAAAGAGAAUCACCAGCUCCUAGUAAACGGCAGAUUCAAGAAAACGUCACCCAGCCUCCUCAGUCCAAAGAAAUUCCCAUAAUGGAAUUUUCACCAAACUGGAAAGACUCCGAGAUGGUGGAGAAACUCCAGUGGAAAACAGUGCGUGAGGAUUUUUUCAAGGUAAAGGAACAGCUUUUGGUGAACAAGGACGGCCAAUAUUUCCUGUACCUGCAAGUUACCCUUGCGUCUCAAGAGAAAGCAAACCAUACAAUCACUGUGGUAUCAAAACAAAGACAAGUGAUUUUAAAAGGUCUUAUCAAUGGAUCAAAACUCUCAACUCUCUUCAUGGCUAAAGGCAUUUCCCUCGCUAAGGGAGAUACUCUAACUGUGACCUGCCAGCCGAAAGCCAAAAUCCAGACCAAUCACACUGAAACCUACCUGGGUGUGAUCAAGAUUAAUUCAACCUGAAUCUAGAUCAAAGACUGGAACGGAUUUGUGACAGUAUUGAAUGUGGACUCCCUCCGCACUGAUCUGCUGGGUUUUGAUGUACACACCGAAGGCAGUGUACGGCAUGUUAGCUUUCUUUAUUUAUUUCUUAAAGUGACAUCUUUAAAACUCUCUGCCUUUAUUGCACUAGCCUAUAUUUAAGCUUCUCCCCACUCAAUGGAUGAAGUGUCACUGAAUGUCCAUGUGUGGCCGAAUUCUGAUUGUUACCAAUGUAAAAUUGGCACCCCAUUGAUGCACUUUAUAUACAUGUAUGUAUAUAUAUAUAUAUAUUUGUGUGAAGCUGACCCUUUGCUGAACCCCUGAACUGCUCCAAAUGUUUCUUCAACUCACUCACUUUGGUAUUGUGAAUACCUUAGUCCACACUACAACACCUGAG
Molecule: messenger RNA, 1318 nt
Organism: Carassius carassius (crucian carp)
Lineage: Eukaryota; Metazoa; Chordata; Actinopteri; Cypriniformes; Cyprinidae
Exons: 3
Coding region: 295-903 (202 amino acids)
Biological process (GO): immune response; T cell proliferation involved in immune response; tumor necrosis factor-mediated signaling pathway
Cellular component (GO): membrane
Molecular function (GO): tumor necrosis factor receptor binding
Source: RefSeq, a predicted model, not a curated record